This is a messenger RNA of Dentiscutata heterogama, 263 nucleotides long. NCBI's taxonomy places the organism in Eukaryota, Fungi, Glomeromycota, Glomeromycetes, Diversisporales, Gigasporaceae. The record is from the annotation of a GenBank genome assembly.
CGCCAAUUCAUUUUGGCCUAAAAUACAAGAAAAAAUAUAAAUUUGAAUUCUCAGUAUUUGAUUUAAAAGAGGAAGAACAUCCCGAAUUCUCUUUAUUAUCUCCAGACAAAAAUCCUCGAAAACUCUAUAAAGCAUCUAGAUGUGAGGAUGGAAGUUUUACCUAUGAACUUGAAACGACAAUUGAUCAAAAGGGAGAUUGGAAAUUAGUUUGUUCAUCGAAUGGAAAAAAUUUCGAUUUUAUUGCGCAAUAUCAUGCUGAUUAA